AUGGAUCUCAUGCUAUACGAGCCACUGUGCCACAGCGACACCACACUAGCAAAGCGCUACCCUCCUAGCCUAGUGCUUCGAAUAUGGGAUCCCAGAACGUGUCAGAAAAUAAUGAAGCUACGGGGACACACCGAGAACAUACGAGCUGUUGUUAUCAGUCCUGAUGGCACAAAAUGUCUCUCGGCCAGCGCGGAUGCUACAGUUCGGUUAUGGGAUUUGGGACAACAGCGAUGUAUUGCUACAUGUCUAGUUCAUCAGGAAGGUGUUUGGACGUUACAGACCGACAAUGCUUUCUCGUUCGUGUACAGCGCUGGCAGAGAUAGACGAGUUUUUAGAACACCGAUUUGUGAUUUUGCACAAAGUCAUCUUUUGUUCGAGGAGGAGGCGUUUGUGAAGAAGAUGACUGGAAACCAUCGUGCCGAUCUUUCUACUGCGGUCUCUAUGCUUCCUGUGCUAAAUCUUGGAGCGAAUCACUUUUUAGUGAAAGAUUGGUUCACUGAAGUAUUCAGAUGGCCUGUACCUUCGAAUACUCAGUUAUCGAUCGGUGAUGGUCAGAUGGAAGACGAUUUUGCACAUCUCGCUAUCAGCUCCUUACAUCGUUCACCAGAUAUUGUGACACCGGGUGAGCAGCUCUUCAGUAGUUGCGCUGCGAUUCUGGCUUCUUAUGUUGCUACAGCAGGCAGAUUUCUUUUUCGUUGCAUGCUAUCUUUGCGACCAUUGUCUUUUUUAUUCUUUUUUUUUUUGUUUCUCAUUCCUUGUUUGUGUAAGUUCCUCUCAGUGCUUUGUCCGUUGCGUUCAUCUAUCUGGUCAGAUGUUCGUCUGAAAAAUCUUUCUCAGGAAAAAGUGUGUCAGCCGAUUUGA
Molecule: messenger RNA, 861 nt
Organism: Cooperia oncophora
Lineage: Eukaryota; Metazoa; Nematoda; Chromadorea; Rhabditida; Trichostrongylidae
Source: the annotation of a GenBank genome assembly